AUGGAUGCUGAUGCCACUAAUAGAUUUGUACCUGAAUAUCGUCGUACUACUUUCAAAAAUAGAGGUCGUUUUCAAAGUGAUGAAUUAAGAAGAAGAAGAGAAACUCAUCAAGUUGACUUGAGAAAACAAAAAAGAGAAGAAGUAUUAGCUAAAAGAAGAAACUAUCAAAAUGAUGGAGGUAAUGAAUCUGAAGAUGAAGAUCAAUAUCCAAUGCAAAUUAAUAAUGAUGAUAGUCAAUUUUAUAAUAAAUUAAAACAAGAAUUACCAAAAAUGAUUGAAAUGAUUCAAGCACCUGAUUUUGAUAGUCAAUUAGGUGCUACUGUUAAAUUCCGUCAAAUCUUAUCUCGUGAACAUAAUCCUCCAAUUGAUUUAGUAAUUGAAUCUGGUGUUAUUCCAACAUUGGUUGAAUUUAUGAAAGAUGAUCAUCCAGAUAUGUUACAAUUAGAAGCAGCUUGGGCUUUAACUAAUAUUGCAUCUGGUAAUUCAAUUCAAACUAGAGUAGUGAUAGAAGCAAAUGCCGUUCCUUUAUUUGUUCAAUUAUUAUAUUCUCAAUCCCUUGAAGUUAAAGAACAAGCAAUUUGGGCUCUUGGUAAUGUUGCUGGUGAUUCUUCUGAUUCUAGAGAUUAUGUUUUAGGUUGUAAUGCAAUGGAACCAGUAUUAAAUUUAUUCAAUUCAACUAAAAUGUCUUUGAUUAGAACUGCAACUUGGACAUUAUCUAAUUUAUGUAGAGGUAAAUCACCUCCACCAAAUUGGGAUAUCGUUUCACAAGCUAUUCCAACUUUAGCUAAAUUAAUUUAUUCAGUUGAUUCAGAAACUUUAGUUGAUGCUUGUUGGGCAGUAUCUUAUUUAUCUGAUGGUACCUCUGAAGCUAUCCAAGCAGUCAUUGAUGCUCGUAUUCCUCAUCGUCUUGUUGAAUUAUUAGCUCAUGAAUCUACCUUAGUACAAACCCCUGCCUUAAGAGCAAUUGGUAAUAUUGUUACUGGUAGUGACUUACAAACUCAAAUUGUUAUUAAUGCUGGGGUAUUAAAUGCGUUAGGUCCAUUAUUAAAUUCACCAAAAGAAACAAUCAGAAAAGAAGCUUGUUGGACUAUUUCUAAUAUUACUGCUGGUACUACCGAUCAAAUUCAAGCAGUUAUUGAUGCCAAUUUAAUCCCUCAAGUUAUUAGAUUAUUGAUUAGUGGUGAUUAUAAAACUAAAAAAGAAGCAUGUUGGGCAAUUUCUAAUGCAUCAUCUGGUGGAUUAACCAAACCUGAUCAAAUUCGUUAUUUAGUUAGUCAAGGUUGUAUAAAACCUUUAUGUGAUUUAUUAGCUGUUGCAGAUUCUAAAAUUAUUGAAGUUACUUUAGAUUCUUUGGAAAAUAUUUUGAAAAUGGGUGAAAUGGAUAAAGAAGCUCGUGGUCUUAGUGUAAAUGAAAAUGCUUUAUUUAUUGAAGAAGCUAAUGGUAUGGAAAAAAUCUUUGAAUGUCAAAGUAAUCCAAAUGAAAAGAUUUAUGAAAAAGCUUAUAAGAUUAUUGAAACUUACUUUUCAGAAGAAGAUGAUCAAAUUGAUGAUGAAGGGGUUGCACCUCAAGCUUAUGGAAAUUCAUUUGGUUUCGGUCUUGAUCAAUCUCAACAACAAAACUUCCAAUUUUAA
Hemisphaericaspora subhashii is the source of this 1632-nucleotide messenger RNA. RefSeq names its product karyopherin alpha. Gene Ontology annotation, molecular function: protein binding; nuclear import signal receptor activity. NCBI's taxonomy places the organism in Eukaryota, Fungi, Ascomycota, Pichiomycetes, Serinales, Debaryomycetaceae. The record is from RefSeq and is a predicted model, not a curated record. The transcript has a single exon. Bases 1 to 1632 code for a protein of 543 amino acids. Gene Ontology annotation, cellular component: cytoplasm; nucleus; nucleoplasm. Gene Ontology annotation, biological process: NLS-bearing protein import into nucleus.